Messenger RNA from Medicago truncatula (barrel medic), 975 nucleotides. Its product is annotated as pentatricopeptide repeat-containing protein At3g57430, chloroplastic-like. Gene Ontology annotation, molecular function: RNA binding; protein binding. The record is from RefSeq and is a predicted model, not a curated record. Gene Ontology annotation, biological process: RNA modification. NCBI's taxonomy places the organism in Eukaryota, Viridiplantae, Streptophyta, Magnoliopsida, Fabales, Fabaceae.
AUACAAUUGGUUAUAAGCAGUAACUUGGUGUUGCCUAAUGAGUUCACUUUGGAUUGUGUUAUAAGAAUUUGUGCUAGACUUAGGAUUCUGUAUGCAGGGAAGGUUGUUCAUGGACUUUACAUUAAGGAUGGUUUUGAUUUUGAUAACUCAGUUAGUAGUGCACUUGCUGAGUUUUAUUGUGUUUGUGAUGCUGUAGACGACGCAAAGAGAGUUUAUGAGAACAUGGUAGGAGAAGCUUGUUCGAAUGUUGCUGACUCGCUGAUUGGUGGCCUUGUCUCGAUCGGGAGGAUCAAAGAAGCUGAGAUGAUCUUUUAUGGAUUGAGAGAUAAAACUCUCAUCUCUAAUAAUUUGAUGAUUAAAGGUUAUGCGAUGAGUGGUCGGAUUAGAAAAUCGAAAAAAUUAUUUGAGAAAAUGAGUCUCAAACAUUUAACCUCCUUAAAUACUAUGAUUACUGUGUAUUCCAAGAACGGUGAACUUGAUGAAGCUGUGAAGCUUUUUGACAAAACUAAGGGUGAGAGAAAUUGUGUAUCGUGGAAUUCAAUGAUGUCGGGUUACAUUCAUAAUGGUCAGCACAGUGAGGCAUUGAAAUUAUAUGUGACUAUGCGCAGAUAUUCAGUUGAGUAUAGAAGAUCAACAUUCUCUGUCCUAUCUGGUGGUUGUGCAUACCUCUGUUCUUUUCAACAAGGACAGUUGCUUCAUGCACACUUAGCCAAAACGCCAUACCAGGAAAAUGUUUACGUUGGAACUGCUCUUGUGGAUUUCUAUUCCAAAUGUGGUCAUUUGGCUGAUGCUCAAAGGUCAUUCACCAGCAUCUUUUCACCCAAUGUAGCAGCAGCAUGGACAGCUCUUAUAAAUGGUUAUGCAUACCAUGGAUGUGAUUGAGGCGAUUUCACGCUUCCGCUCAAUGUUAGAUUAGAUCAACACGUUGUUCCAAAUGCUGCUACUUUUGUAGCUGUUCUUUCUGCCUGUAGCUAG